Messenger RNA from Plenodomus lingam JN3, 4080 nucleotides. RefSeq lists its product as uncharacterized. Lineage: Eukaryota; Fungi; Ascomycota; Dothideomycetes; Pleosporales; Leptosphaeriaceae. Gene Ontology annotation, biological process: protein export from nucleus; RNA export from nucleus. Gene Ontology annotation, cellular component: cytoplasm; nucleus; RNA nuclear export complex. The record is from RefSeq and is a predicted model, not a curated record. Gene Ontology annotation, molecular function: nuclear export signal receptor activity; RNA binding.
AUGUACCGCCGGCAUGUGUGCACCGCUUCCUCCCCCCUCACCCUCACAACCUUUGGCAGACUUUUGCCCAAUACCUGGUUCCUUCAAACGCCCCUCCAAACCCUGCCCGCUUGCGGUAAUUCAAACUUCCGAGGCUUGUCAUCCUCUGUUACCGUACCUGCUAGAGACAACAACAACCCAAAGUGCCCAACAAACCCCAGUGACGUUUCCAUUCGCCCCGACUUGGCCAAAUCCCUAGGCCUGUACUAUACUUUUCUCCUCCCCCUCCCCCGCCGCCCAGCGAGAAUUCGCGCGCCUCCGACCAUGAAUGCUGCGCCAGACCUCACCCCGCAAACAGCAUUCACAAAUGGCGGCGGCGAGGCGCAUGGCCAACAGCUGAAUGGCAACAGUGCCUCGGACCUGUCGCAGGUGCUCGAAGCCCUGCAGGCCAUCUAUGCAAACUCAUCCACCAACGACACGCGCCGGCAAGCGACCGAAUACCUAGAGCUGGCAAAAAGACACCCCGAAGCGCCCUCGCAUGGCCACACGCUGGCCCGCGAUCGCUCACAGCCCACCCAGCUGCGCUACUAUGGCCUCACCAUGCUCGAGUACUCGAUCAAGUACAACUGGGAGGACUUCACCGUCGAGCAGGGCACGCUGUUGAGGGGCUACGUCAUGGAGCUGGCCCAGACCCUAUCCGAGGCCGACCCCGUCUAUCUGAGGAACAAGGUCGCACAGCUGUGGACGGAGAUUGCGAAGCGGACGUGGGGCGACGACUGGCUGAACAUGGACGAGCAGCUCGUUGCGCUGUGGUCAGUGUCUCUGCACCACCAGGCCGUCGUCCUGUACGUUCUCGAGACGCUGUCAGAAGAAGUCUUCAAUCGUGAGGAUGCCACGGCCGGUCUCAGAGGGAGCGAUCUGGGCCGAGCCUGCGUCGAGAUCUUUACUCCACUCGUCGUCCUGCACGAGCAGCUGCCAACUCGAGACAAAAGUCUGCAAGUACGUUGUGGAGAAGAGGGCUGGCUACGCAGGCUGUGUGAUAAUCUGGCCUGGUGUCUGGGCCAGGACUACCAGAACCAAGAGGCCAUUCGCACAUGUGCAAUCAAGACGAUGAACUCGCUUAGAGCUGCUAUGCCCUGGAUAAUACCCAAGGCCAUUGUUGCAACGCAGGUCAUCGAGGCCGUCUGCAAGGCGCUGGCUGUACCUAUUGUAGAGAUACAAUUGUCUGCCAUUGAAGUGCUACAAGCCAUCUAUAGCCGACACCACCUCAGCAACAACGAAUUCGUCGAGCUCGUCUGCCCCAUGUUCACACCCGGAAGCGUCUCGCUCUUGCGAGAAGUAUAUAAUUGGACACUGGCGGACAUGGAUGUCAAUGCGAUUGAUGACCAAAAGUACACGCUUUGCAAGAAGCUUUCCGAGUUGGCAAACAGCCUGGGACUCUUCAUUGAGCAGAAACCGCAAGCCAUACCCGACGGUAGCGAUCUCCCUGGCAUCUUUGGCUUCCUCUAUGACAUUAUGCGCAACCCAAGUCUUGUUGUAUCCAUACCUGUCCUGCACUGUUGGACAAAACUCUUGCGGUCACGCAUCGUGCGCGACUCCGAGGUCGUUAAUUCCAUGGUCGGUGGCCUUUUAGAGACAUGUUGUGCACGGCUAGUCCGCUACGAAAACCUUCCGGAAGAGUCUGAAGAUGUUACUUUACAGUUUUUGAACGAGGACAUUGACACUGUUCCAGAACGCCACGCCUUUUUGGGAAACUACCGUAGGUUCUGCGCCGACGUUGUGGAGACAUUGGUGCGAAGGACCCCCGUGGAAGCCCUGGAGCACAUUCUCGCGCAGGCCACGAGUAUGCUUCAGAAUUUAUACCGCGAACACCCUGCUUUCCAGCCCCGUACAUUCUCCAAGAAUGCAUACCCAGUGCUUCAGGUGGAUGCACAAGUCACGGUCAUCGAGGCAGCGCUCAAGGGCUACAUGAAAUGGCUGCAAGCCCAAGCUGAAGAGUCAACACCAGAGAAUGAGCGCGAACGAAUCUCCUUGGAGAACUCACUAGAGCAGUGGGGACGCCAGAUUCUGCAGGCUCGGUUCGAGGACCCAGAGAUUGCACGCAAGAUCAUCUCACUCAUGUCCACGCUGUCUACAAAAGCUCUUGGCGACCGUCCAGCGUUUGCCUUGAGUUUCUUGGAAUAUAUGCUCACCAUACGGCUAGCAGACGACACUUCCUUUGCUUUGUACUCUGAUGCAGUCAAGGACCUGGAGCGCAUGUGCAGUUUGGAAAUGCAGAAACUCGCGAUGAAGUUUGCCGACGACUUUAUGAGCGUAUACGACCAGCUCGAGGCCAAGAUUAAUGAAAUGAUCAGUGAUCCCACGACCGAUGAACGCCAACGCAUGGCAUACUCUGCUUUCCUUUUCAUAAUCAUACAUAGAUGCACAACAUUAGACCGCUCGACGCAGGAAGAGCGCAUGCGACAGAUGCUCAACCAGGUCAAGGAGGCCUGGCGGAACGAUGAAUUCACGCAGGCCAUCUCUUCGUUGCAGUCCUUUUGUGGGGUCCUGGGUAUGGGACAGCUGCCGGACUUUUUGGCAGCCAACAACUUCCGAGCUGUGCAGGAUUGGUCUGAGCAGACACUGCCGGGUGAUGGCCAGGCAUUGCAGGCUAACAUUUUGGAGCGAUCACAGCAUCUCCCCUUGCGAUUGACCAAGACCUUGCUUGCGGCGUCGACGGAGAAGCUACGUGAUGGCUCGCCGGCAUACGAGACAGCUGCCGCUCUGUGGGCAGAGGCUAUUCCAGUCCUCCUGCCGAACCUGCUCCAGCUCGUCAGUCAUGCCCAAGCGUUCAAUGACAUUGAUCACAACUGGUCUCACUUGCCCCCGGAACUCCAGCAAGUCAUCAAGCGCGUACUCACCGACCGUUUCUGGCAAGCGGGCAUCUCCACCGAAAGCCGCGACGACUUCUUUGCCCGCGUCAGCGGCUCAAAGUCUACAUUCGAGGGCUUUGCGUCGACGGUACGUGGAACCGUGCGCCAGAUUAGAGAAUCCUCGUACUACAUUCUGUAUUCACUCACCCGCUUCCGAGACGUCUUUUACGGCAUACAGGACCUACCCGGGCCCCUCAGCCAAGCGCUAUUCGGCCACGCUGGGGCGCUGACGGCCCACCAUCUUUCUGUCCUGCUGACUGUCUCGACACAUCUCAUUGAAGGCUGUCCGCCGGAUUUGCGCGCGCAUUUUCUGCCGCCGAUGAUUCAAGGCUUGUUCCGCGAGCUGGAUCAUAAGAUUAGCUCCGAGUGGAAUGAGGUUGCCCGCCAAGUUGCCGAGAGUGGGGAGAAUGAUAACUUGACGGAUGAGAUGAAGACGGAGAGUAUUCUGAGGCAGUUGACGUACUCGAGUGUUUCGCUGGUGGCUGUCCUGUUGGAUGGUAGACAAGAGUACACGCGCCCCGAAGACGAGCCCCGACGAGACUGCAACGCGCCGCCAAUGCACACCUUCAUCCUCACCACACCCUCUGUCCUCGAGCCCAUCCUCCUCUUCUGCACCUCAACCAUCCGCGUCCACGACACCCGCUCCGUCAUCACCACCAUCCGCGUCCUGCGCUCUCUGCUCCCACACUUCAAAUCCGCUUCGCCCAUACGCACCUACUUUUGCACCGACAUCUUCAAAUCCGCAAUCUCCUCGCUACACGAACCCUACUUUGUCGACUGCCAAAAGGAUCUCGCCAGCCUCAUCGCCGGCAUCAUUCACCUGGACGAGGAGGUCACGCGGCAGAUUGUCCUCGGUCUGCCGGGCCUCGAGGAUGGAGCGCGGGUCGAGCGCAGGCUCGCGCGCUUGCGGAACGGGCCGAGGGACGAACGCACGCAGAGGAGUGUGGUGCUGGAUCUGUUACAGGGCGUUCGCGGCGUGGGGAUCCAUGAGCAGGGCAAGAUUCGGCGCAGUGGGGCUGGGGCGGCUGGUGGUGCGGGUGCGGGUGCGGGUGCGGGUGCGGGUGUGGCUAAGGGCCGGACGAAGUUGAUGGAGGGCUAUAUGCGUAUGGAGGAGGAUACAAGCCAGAGGAUAGUGAGGGGUGGGAGUGCGGAGCUGGGUGGUGUGGCGGACAUGUUUGGAGGGGACUAG